Messenger RNA from Budorcas taxicolor (takin), 1421 nucleotides. Its product is annotated as sulfotransferase 1A1. Gene Ontology annotation, cellular component: cytoplasm. Gene Ontology annotation, molecular function: sulfotransferase activity. The coding region runs from base 410 to 1297 and encodes 295 amino acids. The record is from RefSeq and is a predicted model, not a curated record. Lineage: Eukaryota; Metazoa; Chordata; Mammalia; Artiodactyla; Bovidae. The transcript is spliced from 9 exons. Gene Ontology annotation, biological process: sulfation.
GGACUCUAGACUCGCCCUGUGGUCAGAGCCAGAAGUUCCUGGAAUGUUCAGGCUGCUGGGGGCCUGCGGGCUCCCUUCCCCCAAAUCCUUGGCAUCUUCAAACCUGGCCUGGAGCCGGCAGAACGGCCAGGCUAAGCUGGGUUCCAGCUGAGGAGGGAACUUCACCCUCUCCUUCCUGGAGGACAGCCAAGUCCCAGUGUUGGCGCCAGGCCCCUCCCACUUGAGAACUACAAAGCUUGCAGCUCUGAGAGCAGUCCUGCACUCACCACGCCGCGCCUGUUCUAAGCCCCACGCAGACACAGGCAGGGUCACAAGGCCAAGAUCCAGAGAGAUCAGAAUUCAGCAGCUGGCACCAUUGACAUAUUGUUCAAGGAAGGAGGCCACCUCCCGGCGCCCCUGAGGAGACAGCAUGGAACUGAUCCAGGAUACCUCCCGCCCUCCAGCAAAGUAUGUGAAGGGCAUCCCUCUCAUCAAGUACUUUGCAGAGGCCCUGGGGCCACUGCAGAGCUUUGAAGCCUGGCCUGAUGACUUGCUCAUCAGCACCUACCCCAAGUCUGGCACCACCUGGGUGAGCGAGAUCCUGGACCUGAUCUACCAGGAGGGUGACCUGGAGAAGUGUCAGAGAGCCCCUGUCUUCAUGCGGGUGCCCUUCCUUGAGUUCAAGGCCCCUGGGGUUCCCACAGGUGUUGAGGUUCUGAAAGAUACACCGGCCCCACGGCUCCUCAAGACACACUUGCCCCUGGCCCUGCUUCCGAAGACCCUGCUGGAUCAGAAAGUCAAGAUGAUCUACAUCGCCCGCAACGCCAAGGAUGUCGCCGUCUCCUAUUACCACUUCUAUCGCAUGGCCAAGGUGCACCCUGACCCUGGCCCCUGGGACAGCUUCCUGGAGAAGUUCAUGGCCGGGGAAGUGUGCUACGGGUCCUGGUACCAGCACGUGCGGGAGUGGUGGGAGCUGAGCCACACCCACCCUGUUCUCUACCUCUUCUACGAGGACAUAAAGGAGGACCCCAAAAGGGAGAUUCAGAAGAUCCUGGAGUUUGUGGGGCGCUCCCUGCCGGAGGAGACUGUGGAUCGCAUCAUCCAGCAGACGUCUUUCAAAGAGAUGAAGAAGAACCCCAUGACCAACUACAGCACCAUACCCACUGAAAUCAUGGACCACAGCAUCUCUGCCUUCAUGAGGAAAGGCCUCACUGGCGAUUGGAAAUCCACCUUCACUGUGGCCCAGAAUGAGCUCUUUGAAGCCCACUAUGCUGAGAAGAUGGCGGGCUGCAAGCUCCGCUUCCGCUGGGAGCUGUGAGUGGUCCUCUGGAGGCGUGUGAAACAAGCCCAGCCAUGGCUUCAGGAAAAAAAUCAGAUGCAUCUGGAGGCGUGUGAAACAAGCCCAGUCAUGGCUUCAGAAAUAAAAUCUGAUGUGUGUUAAA